Jatropha curcas is the source of this 1608-nucleotide messenger RNA. RefSeq names its product peroxin-12 (gene PEX12). Lineage: Eukaryota; Viridiplantae; Streptophyta; Magnoliopsida; Malpighiales; Euphorbiaceae. Gene Ontology annotation, cellular component: peroxisomal membrane; peroxisomal importomer complex. Gene Ontology annotation, molecular function: protein binding; zinc ion binding; ubiquitin-protein transferase activity. Gene Ontology annotation, biological process: protein import into peroxisome matrix; protein monoubiquitination. The record is from RefSeq and is a predicted model, not a curated record.
GAUAAGAACUGGAAAGUGACGGUAAGAGAAAGAUCGAGCAGGACCUUGAAACCCCAACCCUGCAAAAUUAGAAUCAGCAAAUCUAUACCAAAAACACACAGAAUUUCAGUUAAACGAAGACGAAAAUGUUGUUUCAAGUAGGAGGUCAGGGGACUCGUCCAACUUUCUUCGAGAUGGCUGCUGCACAACAACUUCCGGCCAGUCUGCGGGCCGCUCUCACCUACUCCAUAGGGGUAUUGGCUUUAAGAAGACCACUUCUUCAUAAAGUGUUAGAUUAUGAAGAUGAAUUCUUUGCUUUGCUUAUGCUGGUUCUCGAAACACAUAGCUUGCGGAUAACAGAUGCUUCUUUUUCUGAAUCUCUAUAUGGAUUGCGAAGAAGAGCAGUGAAGAUAAAAGCAAAGAAUUUGAGCUCAGGGGAAGCAAUUGAACUCUCUGGAUUACAGAAGCACCAAAGAGUUCUCUCAGUUGCAUUUCUGGUUGUGUUGCCUUAUUUCAAGUCAAAAUUGCAUUCGAUAUAUAACAAAGAAAGGGAUGCCAGGCUUCAAUCGAGUUUGUGGGGAGAUGAUGCCAUAUUUGAAAAUUUUGACUCUCAUAGAGGGGAGGACCCUCUUGUUUCUAGAGGAACUGCAGAUGAGCAAGCAACAGUUAGAGUACGCUUGGCAAAGAGAAUUCAGAAGAUUAUAUUUGCUUGUUACCCAUGGAUACAUGCUACUAGUGAAGGGUUGUCAUUCACUUAUCAGCUCUUAUAUCUGCUGGAUGCUACUGGGUUCUACUCUCUAGGAUUACAUGCACUAGGGAUUCAUGUUUGUCGAGCAACAGGGCAAGAGUUGAUGGAUACUUCUUCCAGAAUUUCUAAGAUACGAAGCCAUGAACGUGAGAGGCUUCGCGGCCCUCCAUGGUUGAAGAAAUUACAAGGAGCAUUACUGAGCUGUACAUAUACAAUGCUUGACUAUGCACAAACUGGCUUAAUCGCAGCAGUCUUCUUUUUUAAAAUGAUGGAAUGGUGGUACCAAUCUGCUGAGGAAAGAAUGUCAGCUCCGACUGUGUACCCUCCUCCACCACCACCUCCACCUCCUAAGGUAGCCAAAGAGGGGAUUCAAUUGCCACCAGAUAGAACAAUGUGCCCAUUGUGCUCGCAAAAGCGUGCAAACCCUUCUGUAGUUACAGUAUCAGGGUUUGUCUACUGUUAUGCUUGCAUUUUCAAAUACGUAUCACAGUAUAACCGAUGUCCAGUCACAUUGACGCCGGCAACUGUUGACCAGAUAAGGAGGCUCUUCCAUGAUGUGUAGGGACCCCUUGUUUUUUGGUAUGAAGGAUUCAGUAAGCAAGUCACUGUAAAAGAUAAAUGCCAAGUUGCAGAUGAAGCCAUUUGAAGCUUAUCAAAAUAAUUCAAACUUCAAUUUUGAACUCCAAACCCUGAUAAUGUUAAUAGGAUUACCAAGUGGCAUGGUCCCUUUGUCAUAAUACUUGUACCCAUGUAACAGUAGAUGUUUAAAUGAUUUCCUUGUGCGUUAUAGUGCUUUACCCCCCUUUUUGUACAUUAUGGUACCCCGCCAAUUUUGGAUGAAUAAGAUUGGUAUUACAGGAUGCUUUUAUUUUUCUGCAUCA